Molecule: messenger RNA, 2511 nt
Organism: Ictidomys tridecemlineatus (thirteen-lined ground squirrel)
Lineage: Eukaryota; Metazoa; Chordata; Mammalia; Rodentia; Sciuridae
Source: RefSeq, a predicted model, not a curated record
UAUUACUUUUUUCAUCUAGAUAAAAUUUAUUGAACCCUUUGUUUAUGGCUCUGAACUUAAUGUUUCAGUUAUUGUUUCUACUCUUUAGAAGACUUUUUUUUCAUUGAUAGAAUAGGAAUAAAAGUAAAAUAAGCAAAAAUAGAGUUAAUCUCUGGAUUCUAAUAUUCCAGUCCUCUACUAACUAAUUAUGUGAAAUUUAUUCUUUUAUGUGAGAGUGUAUGUAUACUUGCAUGCAUGCAUAUAUUUACCCCUUCUCCAGUAUCCUAAUGCUCUGUUCUAAGUUGUGUAGUUGGUGUCUCACAAUACAUAUAGUUUUCAUUUCUUUUUUUCCUAGGCAAAAUGUCCAGUGAUCGAGCUUUGAGGAAACAGCAACAGUUAAACAACCUUGUUUAUGUGGUGAUAAAACAGGCCAAACCUGGUGACAGAAUUGUGGAUUUCUGCAGUGGUGGGGGCCAUGUUGGAAUUGUUCUUGCUCACAUAUUGCCAUCCUGCCAGGUUAUAUUAAUAGAAAACAAGGAAUUAUCACUAAUUCGUGCUAAGAAGAGAAGUGAUGAUCUAGGUUUAAGCAACAUUUGGUUCAUCCAAGCCAACAUGGAGUAUUUUACAGGAAUGUUUAAUAUUGGGGUGGCGUUGCAUGCUUGUGGAGUGGCAACAGACAUGGUGAUUGAGCACUGCAUCAAAACACGGGCUUCCUUUGUCACAUGCCCUUGCUGUUAUGGUUUCAUUCAGAACACCUCAAAGUUUCAUUUUCCAAAAAGUGAACAAUUCAAGAAAACUUUAUCAUACAAGGAACAUAUGAUUCUUUGCCGAUUUGCAGAUCAGACAGCUGUCCAGCUUCCACCCCAAAGAAGGCUCAUAGGAAAACAGUGCAUGUGCCUGGUGGAUCUGGACCGAGCAAGAGCUGCAGAAGAACAUGGUUAUUCUGUUCAAGUGAUAUCCAUGGAGCCAGAGAGCUGCUCUCCCAAAAACAACAUGAUAGUGGGAGUCCCCACUUAGAUUGAGAUGUUUACAUUUGAUAUUUUGCCAUUGGCUCCAUGAUGAAAGCCCAGUGGCAUUCAGGAGGUUCUUGGCAUAAGUAGGAAACAGCAUUAGCCAUCCUGAGCCUAUUGUGCUCAGGAAGGAAAGCAACAGGAAAAUCUUGGAAGAAAGGCUGCCUGCAAAGCAUCACAAAUACUCUUACAAUGUGCCAUCAAGGGCUGGUGGUUUUCAUAGUGAGAAUCCCCUGACGUCUCAGCUGCCAAAAGAAUAAUACUCACCAUUGAAGGUUUCAUUACUGGAAUAACAAUUUCCUUCUCAUUUCACAAGCUUUUCUGAUCUUGCCAAUGUGAUAUUUAAUUCAAAACAAUAUACUUGCAGCCUUUAUUUUAUAAUCUUAGAUAUUUACACACAGAAACUGAGAAACUUUGUGGGGGUUUUGUGUUUUUUUAUAUUUUUCAAACAAUGGUACUUUUAUAAUUUUGUAAAAAUCUAGGAAGGCAAAUACAGUAUGAGUAUUUUUAAGCUGGGGUCAGUUGAACUUAUAUACAUUUAGGAUUAUCCUUUUAAAUAAUUGCCCAUAAAUUACCAAAUGUGAUCAUUUCUGGUUCAAACAUUUUGGGUGAAAAGAUUCUAAAGUCAUUGCAGUAAGUUUCAUCUUGUGGGAAUAUGGAAUUUGGACAUAAAUUCUAAUUAAUUGGCAAAUACAUUGAUAUCUUAAUUCAAGUCUAUUCAUAAUAAUUUAGGAUCCAUUAUUUUCACAACCCUGGCCUAGAUUUUCUGAAGAUAUGAAGAUGAAUUGCAAGAAAUACAAUUUUACCUAUGCAAGUAAAUCAAUUAGAAGGAAAUAUUGAAGAAUGAGUGAAGUUCUUUAUGUCAGACCAUAAUGUAUGGUCUUAUUGUUUUGUUUAAUUCUUGGUAAAAAUUAUCAAACAUAAAUUGGGAAUGUGAAGAGUGCAGAAUAUGGAAGCUUAUUUGAAUAGUUCUGUCUGCCUAAAUUCUUUUUCUUCCAGAUAACAUUUUUAAAGACAGGUUGUAAACUUCUCUUAUAUGCUGCUAUUUAUUUAACUUCACAUGUCCUAGAUUAUUCAAUUUAAGAUUUAUUUUAUUGUUUUUAAUUCCUAUAUGACAUAUAUCAUAAGAGGAAAGAACUUGGAUUGUUCAUCACUGAGAUAAAAAUAGGAAUAAUUUACAAUAAUAUGAAUGGGAGAAGGGAGUUUUGUAGCUGAUUUCCUCACAUAAAUUUUAAGGAAAGCACUACUGGCUCUGAGUAAUUUAGUCUUUUGUGCCUGUAGCUACAAUGCUCCUUUACUGUGGACUUUCUUUUUUAAAUCAAGAUAUCAUUUAUAUACAAUAUAAUAACAAGUUUUUAAGUGUUCCAUUUGAAAAGUUUUAACAACUGUAUGUAACCACACAAUUGCCACCAAAAUAAGAUGUAGAAUAUUUCUGUCAGAUGUUGCCAAAAAUAUGUAUUGAGAAUAUUUUUCUAGUCUGUGGACUAUUCAUUUUCACAAUAAAAGUUUUAAUUUUUAUGAA